Messenger RNA from Tarenaya hassleriana, 2085 nucleotides. RefSeq names its product probable carotenoid cleavage dioxygenase 4, chloroplastic. Gene Ontology annotation, cellular component: chloroplast stroma. The transcript is spliced from 2 exons. The coding region runs from base 132 to 1883 and encodes 583 amino acids. Gene Ontology annotation, molecular function: carotenoid dioxygenase activity. Gene Ontology annotation, biological process: carotene catabolic process. The record is from RefSeq and is a predicted model, not a curated record. Lineage: Eukaryota; Viridiplantae; Streptophyta; Magnoliopsida; Brassicales; Cleomaceae.
AGACACCAACAGAGCCAGGAUAAAUUAGCUUCACAUGUAUGAAUCCCAAAUAUCUGAAAUAAAUCCAAAGACUCCGUUAAUAAAUAGUUAAAUUCCCACACCACUAUUCUCCGUCCUUCACCUCCACAACAAUGGAGUCUCUUUACUCUUCUUCUUUCAUCCCCACUUUCUCACCAAAGUUCCAACUUCGCCACCCUCUUCUCCACCGAUCCUCCCACCGCUUCCUCCGUAUCAGCUCCGCCGUCGUCGAAGAACGGACUCCGGCCACCGUAACCACCAACGGCCGUCCCUCUUCUCCGGCGACUAAACCGUACAUUCCCCCCACGACGACUAAGACGAAGAAGACGAGUGCUAUUACCAGACCACGCCCGGAGGUUUCGGUUGCGACGGCGAUCUUCAGCACCGUCGAUGAGGUCAUCAACAGGUUCAUAGACCCUCCGUCGCGCCCUUCCGUCGACCCGAGACAUGUGCUUUCCGACAACUUUGCUCCUGUCCUGGACGAGCUUCCACCGACAGAGUGCGAGGUUGUGUACGGAUCCCUCCCACCGUGUCUUGACGGUGCGUACAUUCGAAACGGGCCGAAUCCGCAGUUUCUUCCUCGCGGGCCGUACCACCUCUUCGACGGCGAUGGCAUGCUCCACGCCAUUCGCAUCCAUGGCGGCCGACCCACUCUGUGCAGCCGUUAUGUCAAGACGUACAAGUACACCGUCGAGAGCGAGGCCGGAGCUCCGGUGUUCCCGAACGUGUUUUCCGGCUUCAAUGGCGUGACAGCGUCGGCAGCACGAGGAGCUUUGUCGGCAGUUCGGGUUUUGACCGGACAGUUCAAUCCGGCGAACGGCAUUGGUCUCGCGAACACGAGCCUCGCCUUCUUCGGGAACAGCCUCUUCGCUCUCGGAGAGUCCGAUCUUCCGUACGCCAUCAGAUUGAGGCCGGACGGUGAUAUCGAGACGAUAGGUCGGCAUGAUUUUGACGGGAAGCUGUUCAUGAGCAUGACGGCUCACCCGAAGGUCGACUCAGAUACCGGCGAGACAUUCGCUUUCCGGUACGGCCCUGUCCCACCGUUUCUAACGUUUUUCCGAUUCGAUCCCGCCGGAGGAAAACAACCGGACGUCCCGAUCUUCUCCAUGACCUCGCCAUCGUUCCUCCACGACUUCGCGAUCACGAAACGGUAUGCGAUAUUCUCCGAUAUCCAGAUCGGGAUGAAGAUGAAUCCGGUGGAGAUGAUGUUCGAAGGCGGAUCUCCGGUUGGAACCGACACCGGAAAAACCCCAAAGCUCGGGGUGAUUCCCCGUUACGCCGGUAACGAAUCGGAGAUGAAAUGGUUCGAAGUCCCUGGGUUCAACAUCGUUCACGCCAUUAACGCCUGGGACGAGGACGACGGAAACGCCGUCGUUUUAAUCGCCCCUAACAUCAUGUCGAUCGAACACACGCUGGAGAGGAUGGAUCUGAUUCACGCCUUGGUGGAGAAGGUACGGAUCGAUCUGAAGACUGGGAUCGUGACACGUCACCCGAUCUCGACGAGGAACCUCGACUUCGCCGUCAUCAACCCCGCCUUCGUCGGUAAACCCAACCGCUACGUUUACGCGGCGGUCGGAGAUCCGAUGCCGAAAAUCUCCGGCGUAGUAAAGCUCGACGUCUCGAGAGGAGAUCGGAACCGCGAGGACUGCACGGUGGCGCGUAGGAUGUACGGCGACGGGUGCUACGGCGGGAACGAAAUAGUGGUGACGUACGUUCACGACGAGAUCGCCGGGGAAUCGAGGUUUCUGGUGAUGGACGCGAAGUCGCCGGAGCUCGAGAUUGUCGCCGCCGUGAAAUUGCCGAGAAGGGUUCCGUACGGUUUCCACGGGCUCUUCGUAAGGGAGAGUGACCUCAAUAAGCUUUAACUAAUUAGUAAUUAGUGAGUAAUUAAGUAACAAUAGCAUAGUUAUGUCUCCUUGUACGGACAAACGGAUUGUUAUGUUAAUACUUAGUACACGACCAUACAGUCACAUACUAAAAGACAAAAAGCAUUAGUAAUAAAAUAUGUGUAUAUAUAUAUAUAUAUUCAUGUAUAUAAAAUCCAGAAUUAUAUGUUUUAUACUUCCA